Nematostella vectensis (starlet sea anemone) is the source of this 5976-nucleotide messenger RNA. RefSeq lists its product as uncharacterized. The transcript is spliced from 23 exons. Lineage: Eukaryota; Metazoa; Cnidaria; Anthozoa; Actiniaria; Edwardsiidae. The record is from RefSeq and is a predicted model, not a curated record. Gene Ontology annotation, molecular function: ubiquitin-protein transferase activity; zinc ion binding; DNA binding. The coding region runs from base 112 to 5871 and encodes 1919 amino acids. Gene Ontology annotation, biological process: negative regulation of fatty acid biosynthetic process; double-strand break repair via homologous recombination; positive regulation of transcription by RNA polymerase II. Gene Ontology annotation, cellular component: BRCA1-BARD1 complex; BRCA1-A complex; plasma membrane.
UCUGAAGAGACGUGCGCGAACAAAUCAACAUGGCGGCCUUCAAUCUGAGUCGAGUGAAACAGAAAACUCCUAGAAAUACUCUAUAGAGAUCAAUUUAUCAUAGAUGCCGUAAUGGCUAAAGGAGUAGAUGAAGUCUUGAAUUGUCUAAGGCAAAUGCAAAAGAAUCUAGAGUGCUCUAUAUGCUUGGAAUUGCUGAGAAAUCCGCAUUCUACAAAGUGCAAUCACCAGUAUUGCUGGGAUUGUAUCAACCAGGUUCUUGAGAAAAGCAGCAAAAAGAGCAAGAAUAAAUGGUUUUGUCCCCUUUGUAAAACUCCUGUUACAAGACGAAGCCUAACACCCAACCCAAAGCUCGCAAAUAUAGUGGCAGCCGUGAAAAACCUUCAAGAUGCAGUUACUUGUGAUAUAGAGACACCUGGUCCAACUUCAGAUUGCACUCUACUUAAUUUUCUGGACACUCAGGCAAUUGGAAAUGUCUCACCAUCGAUCACCAAUAACCAGAUACAGGAAUCAUCGCAACAGAACAACUUAAGGAGAAGCAAACGAAACAAUAGUGACUGCCACAAGAAACUUCUAUCUUCAAAAACACAUGUUUUUAUUGAACCCCAAGAUGAUCACCAUCCAGCUGUUCCAGCACAAAUCAUAUCCAACACAAAUAUAAGAUCAUCUUUUCCAAGAACUCCAGAUGUUUCGAAACAGACAACAACUAAAAGACAACAACUACAUCAGAGGUCCAAAAGAAAAGCUACAAAAAGGACAAGGAAAAGCACUACGCUUUCAUCCAGACCAGCAAAUGCCAACCAGCCCAUUGCAGCAGAUCUGUUAGAAGCUAUCAAUUCGAUAUCGUGCAGAGAAGCAGGUGCAAGUCCAAGGGAUACUCAGGGUUGCAGCAGAGACACUGGUACUUUUCAAGAGAGGGAAUGCUCCUUGACAUAUGGGGUCCAAAAUGUAUUACCCAUACCCACCACUGAGCCCAACUCACCCAUAAAGACAACAGCUAUGGUUUCCAGUAUAACAGGACAUCCACAGAUUACUACCACUUCACAGAAUUUCCAGAAAGCAGAGGAUAGCGAGAGUGCCACAGAGAGUAUUUCACUUCUUUAUCAGCUUGAAUCGCAUGCCACAAAGAACUCUGGAAAAGGAGUGACAAAAGGGUCGCCCCUGGAAGCACCUAGGGACCAGAAGGCACUCAAUAACUACUCAAGUCCAUGCCAUAAAGCGGUAACCCCCGAUAUGAAAGUAAUCAAUUUGGGAAGUCCUCACAAUGUCUAUGAUGAUGAUUUGGAUUUAAGUGAGAGGGUUAAACUGAGGCGAAGAAAUAGUGCAGUGACUUGGACUGAAAAGUCCCCUUUGACCAAUACUCCGAGUAGUAGAAGCAAAAAAAAUGUGAACUUAUCAAAUGAAACUAGAAGGGCAAAGAAAUCUAGGCGAUCUGACAAUUCGGAUAGCUUUCUCUUGUUUUCAAGAAACUCAGAUGACGAUAAGAUUGAUAUUAAAAACAGUAACAUCGAACAAGCUAACUUGAAAGAACAAGAAACAUGCUCUGAGCUCCCUAUUUCCAAAGAAACAAGCAAAUGCAUGACCCAGCCGUCAUUAUCUGAUUCCCUCACAGCAACUACGUCUAAUUCAGCGUCUCCUAGCCUCCUUGUGAAGAGCUCUCCACUUCACAAACACACACAGAAAACGCUAGAGAGUGAAGAGAAUUGUGGACCUUGUCUUUCACAUUUAGAUGCCAUCCCACCAAGCUACUCCUCCCCCGAGCUCAGUCACACUUUAAUGAUCAAUCCUCUAGCACAUACCACUAUCAACUCAAUGGUAAAGCCAAAAAGUAAGCUUGACAGAGCAAAUGAACCAUACCCAAAGGCAGUAAACAACAGAGUCGGCGAUUUCAGUAGCCCCUCCACCGAAUACAGCAUUUGUUCAGAGAAUAAGCCAAGUGAUUUGCUUGAUCCUGAAGGGGAAAAAGUGUUUACUCCUGUAUCCCCCGCUGGGACACAGGAUUGGAAUACCCUUGCACAUAAUAUAAUGCCCACUCCGACCACACCCUGUCUUUUUGCAGAGAGUACAGAGGAACGUGAAUCCAACAAAAGUAGUACUACAUCAGAGAAACCAGAAAAUUCUGAAAAUAAAGUGAGGCCAGGAACGAAUGAUCUAAUGACCAGUGGUAACGAAUCUUCAUCGCUACAGAAGAAAAAUGAACCACCUAAGAGAUAUGAAGACAAUAUCGUUCACUCCGAGAGUUUAAACACACAGCAAAGUUCGGAUCCCCAAAGUAUGUCCUUGUUACAUGACAUCGAAGAAGUUGAGUUAUAUGACAAAGAGAGCUUGCCAAAGCUAGCUCCACUGGAUGAAGCUUCCCUAAACCGCACAACUGUACAUUGCAGUGCUGAAGACAGCGUUAUACCUUGCUGUAAAGUAGAUGAUACAAAAAGAAAACAAUCAGAGGAAAAGAAAUGCAGUUCACCUGAACAAUUUGAAAGCAUUGGAGACAUUAUACCGCCUACACCACCUGUUAUUGCCAAGAAACAUCCACAAUUAAAGGCCAAAUGUGCAGAGAGUUGUCACCAAAGGGUGCAUCCAGUUACUAACACUUGUGACAUUGACGAAUGCAAGAACGAGCCAUUUGGCGAAAAUGAACUUGUUAAAACGUAUAAUGAUACCAAUAGUGGAUCUUGUAAGAAUAGCGGAGAUGAAAUGCAAAAUAGUCGCCAACGCUCUUCAAGUAACAAAGGAUCACUUGAACUUGAUUCAAAUGGGCUUGAAUCAACAGAGACUCAAAUGAAACAUUUUAUGAAUAAAGAAAUAAUGCCAGACGAAGUAUGCCAAACUAAAGAACCUGAUUUGAAACGGAGGAGAAUAGAACCUGUGAUCUUAGAUAGUGACGCGGGAGAGUCAGAUGACGACAUGCUGAUGAAGUCGGUCUUUCUAUCAAAGGACGAACCUGCUGAGAAAAGACAAGAUGAACGUGAGAAUGGUAUUUGUGCCACUACAAUGGGUAAUCACUCUAGGAGGUCGUGCUCUAAGGGCCAAAAGGACCCAUCAGACCACAGUGCAGACAAUACGCCAGCUUAUUUAAUGAACAGACAACAGCGAAGCGAGGAAUGUGAUUUUCAAUAUGCAGUAGAAAAAGAAGAAAAAUAUAAACAUGAUAAAGUAAUAACAACAGAAACGUUUCAUGGAAAGAAACACGAAGGCGUUAAAGAGUCAAUUUGUCGUCAGGAAGGAAAUGGUAAUAUACAGUCUACAGAUAAGGUCAGGCCUACAGGGGAUGAAUCAGGGCAAGUCUGUCUGGAGAAGACAGGAGACGAACCAAGAAAAUCCGAUCUUAGAAAUCUAGCGGAGAUUGAGAAGGAAACGCAAGCCCACAGACACAAAGAACACGGCCUGCUAGAAGAUAGGGAUCAAACAAGGCAAGACCAAGAACGCAGUCUACAAGGGACUGAAGAUGAAACAAUACAAGAGCAAGAACAUAAUCUUAGGGGGACUGAAGAUAAAACAAUGCAAGGCCAAGAACACAAUCUACGAGAGACUGAAGAUAAAACAAUGCAAGACCAAGAACACAAUCUAAGAGGGACUGAAGAUAAAAUAAUGCACGGCCAAGAACACAAUCUAAAAGGGACUCAAGAUAAAACAAUACAAUCCCAAAAACACAAUCUAAGGGGGACUGAAAAUAAAACAAUGCAAGGCCAAGAACACAAUCUACGAGGGACUGUAGAUAAAACAAUACAAUUCCAAGAACACAAUCUAAGAGGGACUGUAGAUAAAACAAUACAAUUCCAAGAACACAAUCUAAGGGGGACUGAAGAUAAAACAAUACAAUUCCAAGAACACAAUCUACCAUACACUGGACUGUCAGGGACAGUGGACGAGACAGUAGACGAAAUGGAAGACCUAGAAAGUGUGUCUCAGUAUUCCCAAGAAAGUGAGCAUCUUGAUGCAGCCUCCUCGCGUCACAUGGAUAGCACUAGUGCUUCCUCCUUCCUUUCAGAUGUUCCCAUGGCAACACAGGAUAUUGCAGACAGAAAGGAGCGUGUAAAAACGGUGGAGCAAGAGAUGGCAGAGCUUCGAGCGCUCUUAGAUCGUGUUGAGCAGGAAAAACAACAAGUGGAAGACCUGGAAUCUACUCAAAGUCAACCUGAACACAUGGAUAUUGGCUCAGAUGAAGAGGAUGAACAGACAUCGCUAUCCCUCACGCCGCCACCACCGCUUGCGCAACACAAGGUUACCCACACGGCAGACCUCCCGUCUCCCCUGAAAUCAGUGUCUCGCUUUAUACGGGACGCCACCUUCAACGAGCUUGAUAUCGACUCCGCCGAUGCACUCAGGACUACACACUGUACGCCAACAUCAGGGGAGAAGCCGUCAAGGGAGGCAGCUUCUUUUGGGAGUCAUUAUAACAAUCGGGCAAAACCGAAAGAACACAACGCAAAGAAUACAGCCCGAUCUUUGAAGGACUAUUUCAAGCAAGUUAAGCUGGAUUCAGUGGAAGGAUGCGCCGACGCUAAGGAUACGAGGCGUUUGGAGAGCAUAACAUCAGCUCUUGCGCUAACGGCCGAAAACAGCGAUACGACUGGAAAACCAAUACCUGAUCUGUCUACUAAAAAGAAGAACUCGAAACUAGCGGAAAAAAGAGACGGUAACCCAUCGUCAAAAAUGGAUCUCACAAUCGAUCCUACAGAUGACGAGACACCACGUGUUCGUCCAAGAAAACGUUACCCACAGGUGUGUUUGCAGAAUACUCCAGAGAUUACCUGUCCAAAAGACACAGGCUCUGAUGAUGAGGUGAUUGUUUCCGAGAACACUCCACCCUCCAGCGUGUCGCGGCACAGGUCCCGGAGCAGGUCACGCCUUGAGAUUGUUUCCAAGAAAUCGCCUGCCGUUAACGUGUUGUGUAGUAGUCGCAUUGAGUCUCCAUCUCAGCAAAGUAUUCCUGAAGAGUCUUUGAAGCGCUCCUAUGUUUCAAACAAUCCCAAAAGUCCUCUCAUGGAGUCUAGCAAACUGCCAAUAAAACUCAUCCACGAUAAAAGCUCGCCGCUAGUCAAUAGUAAUUCUCAGAACUUUGUAAAACAACCUCCAGCGAUCCCCUCCGGAAAGACAGUUGAUGUCGACGUGAAAGAGAAGUCAUCACUUUCGAGAAAGGAUUUUGAAAACUGCAAUAAUGUAACGGGAAAAGACAGACAACCUCGAGCCGUGUCAUUUGUCACCACUCGGCUCAAUCGCGACUUGAUGGGUCAAACACGCAAGCUAGCUCAGAUGUACGGCGGCCGUGUAGCCAGUGAGUUCAACAAGAAGACCACGCAUGUAAUCAUGGCAACCGAUGAGAGGUUCAGAAUCUCGAAAACCAGUUAUACCAUGAAAUAUCUAAUGGGACUCGCUCUUGGGAAGUGGAUUGUGAGCCAUCAUUGGGUGACCGCAUGCAUCAAGGCUAAAGCACUUCUACCUGAGGACCAGUAUGAAGUGAAAGGUGAUCAUGAACUUGGACAGUCCCAUAUACCGAGGGUGGCACGCCAGGCAAGACGCAAGCAGCGUCCUCUGUUAUUGUGUAACUACAAUGCUCUUUGUUUGGAUGAAUUUCAUGGCUCAGUCUCUAAAGCUCAACUAUAUCAGCUACUUCAUUUCUGUGGUGCGAAUAUAUGCAGCAGCACAGAAGAGCUGACUGGAUACCAGGAUCAGCAUCCAGAUGUAAGGAGUGUAUUAAUCAUUGACAAAGAAGACUGCCAAUCUUUGGAGGCAAUUACAGGUUUAGCUAGGGUAUUGAAUAUACCUGCCGUCACAGUGGAAUGGGUAACCGACAGUAUUGCUAACUUCAGUGCUCAGGAUUUCGAAGUUUAUCAUGUGGGCUCUGAUGUAGAAAAUGCUGGCUGGCAGUUAUAGUAACAUAAAUAACUUAGUACUGAAGAUAAACUGCAAUAUCAUACAGCAGUCUUUCUUAUUUAAAAGAAAUGUAAUGAUAAAUAGUAAUAAAAACAUUAUGGUACA